This is a messenger RNA of Saitoella complicata NRRL Y-17804, 4393 nucleotides long. RefSeq lists its product as uncharacterized. Gene Ontology annotation, molecular function: GTPase activator activity; protein binding. The record is from RefSeq and is a predicted model, not a curated record. The coding region runs from base 207 to 4286 and encodes 1359 amino acids. Lineage: Eukaryota; Fungi; Ascomycota; Saitoellomycetes; Saitoellales; Saitoellaceae. Gene Ontology annotation, cellular component: cytoplasm. The transcript has 2 exons.
UGGCUACCCUACCAGCUGGUGCCAUUGCGCAACCUGCUGUUCCAGCUCCCGCUCCUGUUCCCGUCGCAAUCCAACCGAUUCCUCCUCCUGCGAAGCAGGCACAUUCCCUGAUUCCGGUACAGCUCCGUGAAGCCGCUCUCGAUUCGCCCAGUUUCAGAGCGAGUAUUCGGCAUUUGGAGGAUCAGGUUGAUGCAGUGGAGAAAUGGAUGGAAGGGUUCGUGAAGGCAACUAAGGAGUUUACGCAUCAUUUGCAGUAUGCUGAAGGAAUAUCCGAACGAUUUUACCAAGCAGCAGUACCAACCUUCAACUCCGAGGCCAUCGUCGAUCCGGAUUAUACCCUCCUUAUGCUCAACGACUUCUCCUCCUCCCUCCGCCUCUACUGGUCACAAAUCUUCAAAUCCGCCCACGCGGCCGAGAAAGAGUUCUGUGAGCCAAUAUCUGCAUUUAUUCGUUCGGACCUCAAGGAGUUCAAGGAAGCGCGGAGACAGUAUCAUGCUGCGUUUACUAACUACGAGAAUAUGUGUACCCGGUAUGCUUCGCAAUCAAAGACCAAGGAACCGUCGGCGCUGCGCGAAGAUGCCUGGCAACUCUUUGAGAGCCGUAAGGUAUAUCUACACGCCUCGCUCUCCUACGCCGUCAAGAUCUCCACCCUCCGCUCCGCAAUCGACCGUAUUUUAAUCACGACCUACACCCACGGCUUCACAACCUACAACACGGCCGUAAAAGACCUCUACGACCAACACCGCCGAAAGGCCGACGAAAUAUACCGUAUCCACGCUUGGUCUGAAGAGAUGUCCAAAGCGACCAAGAAUAUCGAGGAGUUCUUGCUUAAGGCGCGGAAUGAGCUCGAGGAGGAGGCCCUCAGGCUCGCGAGCCCGCCGAGGGAGUUGAUGGAGUAUAGCGUCAGCACUGUUGCCUCUGUGGGGCAGUUACCUGCUACGAGUCUGGGAAUGGGCGCGCACGCUGGAAGCAUCGCCUUCAGCCCGAGCGGAAAACCAAGCAAGCAGGGCUACCUCCACGUCCGCACUACAACCGGAAAGCCCGCCCGCUACAUCUGGGUCCGCCGCUGGUUCUUCCUCAAAGAAGGGCAAUUCGGAUGGCUCAUCCAAGGCGCACGAGUCGCCGGUGUCGAGGAAAGUGAUAAAAUCGGAGUACUCCUCUGCAACGUGAAACCCGUCGCUACGGAAGACCGAAGAUUCUGUUUCGAUGUACAGACCCGGAACCAGAGCUUGCUUUGUCAGGCGGAGACGGAGGGGGAUUUAGCGGAUUGGUUGAGGGUGUUUGAUCUGGCGAAGGCGGCCGCCCUGAAGGAGGGGGAUGGGACGCUCAGUCAUAUGCAUGCGCGCGAGAUUACUGCACCGGUGUUUGCGGAAUUCAAGCCUGCGACGGACGCAGAGGGCGGUGUUCCCGGCUCGGCUUCAAUGCAGAACCUGGCAGUAGCUGACCCGUUGGCGGCGGGGAGAGGGAGUAUUGAUACUGGGGCUGUAGCUGGAGGCUCGGGGGUUGUUGAGGCGAGUCCAAGCAAGGGACAAAGGAUUGCUGCGAAAAUUGGGUUGAGGGGACAUAGUGCUUCCGUCAGUGCUGGUUCUGGUUCUGCUUCUGGCGCCGCGGCGGGAGCAGGAGCGGGUGUUGUUGGGUUGGUGGCGAGUACGUUGAGUGCCAUCACCGGUGUGACGAAUCCCACGCCUGAGACGGCGGAGGAGGCACUCAAGUUUGAAGGGAGUACGUUGGCGCCGAGCACGGUUGCGCUUCCACCCAUUCCCACGCAGUUGAGUAAGAGUGCGAUUUAUGCGCACGCGGCAACGGGGGAUCCACAGAACGGAAACGCCCCGAAUGGGAUGAUGGCCAAUUUCUGGGGUUCGAUGAAUUGGGGACUCAUUCCUACUAAUCGUAUCGGGCAGGAUGCGUCGCAUGAUCAGCGUGGGGUUGGCAAGCUCUUAUCUGGUCCAAUGAGUGCGGCGGAUGCGACGUUUGAGGCGAGUGUCGACACCGGGACGGGAGCGGGUGCGGCGGGGGUUAGUAGGAGGGCGAGUAUGAGGAGUACGAUGAGUGGUGCGACGGAGGUGACGCCGGAGAAGAGCUGGAAUCCGAUCAAGAGAGUUGGGGAGAAGCUGGUUGGGAGGCAUAGACGGUCGAGUUCCGUCAAUAGCGAGUACUCUGGUACGGAGAGUGCGCCUGUCGUCCCACAGCCUCCCUCAUACCCGCCGGGUUAUCCGGCCGAGCUGAAGGUUCAGGAUGCGCAAUUCCGAGCGCUCUUCCCAGCUGCGCCGAAAAACGAGAGGGUAUUGUUUGUGUUUAGAGCGACGUGGAAGCCGACUGCCAAACAGCAAUAUUCUGGAAGGGUGUUUGUUACUGUGAGUGCGUUCUAUGUGUAUUCGCACUACAUGGGACUCGUAAUGGUUAGUUCGACGCCGUUUAGGGAGGUGAGCUCCAUUCAGGCGUUCAGUGGCAAGCACUGCGACUAUAUUGUUCUGGAAACACAGGACUCGAAUCGGUUGGAGGUGAAAGUGUAUGUUGAUUCUGCGCAUGCGACACAGCGCCGUAUUGGGCUCUUGUUGAAAAAUUAUUAUUCUGAGGAGCCCUUGGAUACGAAUGGGAUUUUCGAGGAGUUGAUGAAGAUGACGAGUACGGAAACUGAUCAUUUGGCGAAUCAUCGGAGACAGGGUGAGAGGGGGUUGGUGCCGUCAACAGAUGAUAGUUUGGAUGGGGAUGAGUUGGAUGAGGUUGGGGUUGAGAAGAUUCGAAAGGCGCAAGGACGGGUGUUGCGUACGAAGGGUGAGGAGGUGGAGGUUGCGCAGCGUGGUAUCGAUGGGCGCGUGAAAGAGGUUGCGAGAUAUAAGUUACCCCAGGAACCCGUGAUUUGCGGAUGUCGUGACCACCUUGAUCGGAAGGAGUUUGAGCAUAUAUUCCCGAUCCCUGCAAAGGCUUUGUUCCACGUCAUCUUUGGUGGAAAGAGUGGGAUUUGGCAAAGGUUGUAUAAGGACCGUGGUGUGCAUAAGUUUGAGCAGCAUCCAUGGAGGCAGAUCCCGGGUGGGUUGUCGAGGAGGGAGUUUAAGUAUGACAUCACGUACAAGGACGCGAAUAGUAUGGCGAAGGUGCAGCCGAUUGUGGAGCACCAGACUAUCGAGAAGGAGGAUGAGCGGCUCUGCUAUGUUGUGGAGGAUGUGAAGAGGCCGUUCGAUUUGCCGAAACAUGAUAGGUUCACGACGGUCACGAAGUUCUGUAUCACGCAUGAGGGCAAAGGAAAGUGUCGUCUCGUUAUCUGGACUGGAGUUAGGUGGGAAGGUGCGAGUACGGCUAUGCAGGGAACCCUUCGUCGCUCAGCCCAGGUUGGAUUGAAGGAGAUGUCAAAGGGAAUUGUGGAGCUGGUUAUGGGUCAAGUCAAGCUUCUUGGCCCCAGCGCGUCGGCGAGUAAGGCUGUGAAGAUCUUUGGCGAGGUAGAUAAUACGCACCAGGAUCCUGCGUUCUUUGGGACGGAUGUUACGGGUGAUGCGCUGCUUGCUUCGGAUAUCGAUCCGAGUGCGCCGCGUUUGCCUGUUGCGUACCGAAGGACGAAUUUGGGGUUGUUGAAGGAGGAUGUUGUUAGUGGUGCGGAGACGGCUGUUGGGUUGUUGGCUACGGUCUUGAAGAAGGUGUGGGAGUUUGCGACUACGAACAAUAUCUUCACUGCCUUCUUGCUGGUGUCGUUGGUUGCGAACAUGAUUUUGAGUUCGCGUUCGACGGUGUCGUAUUGGAACGAGAAGAGGGCUUAUCAUUUGAUGCAGGCCGUGGGAGUCAAGCCUGAUGGUAUCAUGUCGAAGGCGGUAUACUUGCAGGACCUGAAUGAUUUGGUGUUUAAUUCUACGGAGUUGAGGUCAUCGAAUGCUGGGUUGUGUUACGCAGAGUUCCAGGUUCAGCAGUCGCAUAAUGACAUCAACGGACCUGUCGAGCUUGACACGAUUAUCGAUUACACUCUACCGUCAACGAGAGCUGCGGCAAACCGCUUGCGCAGUUCUCGUCAGCGUAUCGGUGCUUUGAGACAUGACAUGCUCGUGUCUCUUCGCACGAUAAAUCACGUCGAGCGAACGCUCAUUGAGAGUGAGUGGAAUAACUUCUUGGUGGAGGAGACGUGGAAGUGCAAGCGUGCAGAGAAGCUCAUGAAGGAUGCCGUUCUCGCUCGCAAUAUGGGUAAGCGUGCGAUGACGGAUGAGGAAAUGGAGGCUUGGCUGGAUUUGGAGAAGUAUUGCAUUGAUUGUCGGGCGGAGUACGAGGAGGGCCACACGACGGAAUUUUUGUCACUUGAUUAAGGUAGCAAACAUAGUCAGGCUUAGGAGUAGUGCUAUGUACAUCAUUUCGAGGUUCGUUGGGAAAACAUUGCAGUUUUGGUAAUAAGGUUUAGUCUUGCAUCGGUCCG